Messenger RNA from Prunus mume (Japanese apricot), 1628 nucleotides. RefSeq lists its product as uncharacterized. NCBI's taxonomy places the organism in Eukaryota, Viridiplantae, Streptophyta, Magnoliopsida, Rosales, Rosaceae. The record is from RefSeq and is a predicted model, not a curated record.
UCUUUAUUAAGACAAAUCAAACACAAACCUUUUAAAACAGCUUUCAUAUUCCUUCUAAGCUCCCAUGGUUCAAAAUCAUAUUUUUCAUCUCUUACACAGCACAUAGUUUUCUACCAAAACACCAGCUUCAAAGCAAAAAGCCGAACUUUACCAUGCAGUAGAAUUCUCACCUGUUGCAGCUAGCCACCCAAUGACCCAAACCACACAAAUUAAUACUCCAUAUUAAAUAUCCCAGUCUUUUUCGAACUUCCACCGAUCAAAUAAAAAUGGGGUCUGCAACAUCUUCUAUGGCUGCAAAGUUUGCAUUUUUCCCACCAGACCCUCCAUCAUAUAGCACAUAUGUGGAUGAACCAACUGGGAAAUUGAGGAUCUCUGAUGUUCAUCCCAGAGAUGAUGUGGACGUGGUCAAGCUCAGCACCAAGAAAGGGAAUGAGAUUGUGGCCAUGUUUGUCAAAAACCCAUGUGCUUCUCUCACUCUGCUUUACUCCCAUGGAAAUGCUGCUGAUCUAGGUCAGAUGUACCACAUUUUCACUGAGCUUAGUCUUCAUCUUGGUGUAAAUCUCAUGGGGUACGACUAUUCUGGUUAUGGACAAUCUUCUGGAAAGCCAAGUGAGCAGGACACUUAUGCAGACAUAGAAGCUGCAUAUAAAUGCCUUGAAGAGACGUACGGUAUAAAGGAGGAAGACGUCAUAUUGUAUGGACAGUCAGUUGGAAGUGGACCUGCUUUGGAGUUGGCUAUUCGUUUGCCUCACUUGAGGGCUUUAGUUCUGCACAGUCCUAUACUGUCUGGCCUUCGAGUGAUGUACCCUGUAAAGAAAACAUUCUGGUUCGACAUUUACAAGAAUAUCGAUAAGAUCCCGUUUGUCAAUUGCCCAGUUCUGGUAAUUCAUGGAACUGAAGAUGAAGUUGUGGAUUUCUCCCAUGGUAAGCAACUGUGGGAGCUUUGCAAAGAGAAGUAUGAGCCUUUGUGGCUUAAAGGAGGGAACCAUUGUAAUUUGGAACUCUAUCCAGAGUACUUGAGGCAUCUCAGGAAGUUCAUAUCUGCCAUAGAGAAAUUACCACGUGUUCAAAGUUUACCUGAACCAAGUGCAGAUCAAUUGGAGUCUUCUCUGAAGACCAUAGACAACAAGGAGAAGGCCAGAUCAAGCACUGACCAGAAAGAGAAGUCUAGGUCCAGCACUGGGCAGAGAGAAAAAUCUAGACUGAGCACAGACGGCAGAGAGAAAUCAAGAACCAGCACUGAUAAGAGAGAGAAGUCAAGAAAGAGCACCGAUCGAUCUGGCAAGGCAAGAAAUAGCACAGAUCAGUCAGAGAGAGCUAGAAACAGCUUCGACCGCUUGGGAGAUAUGGUGAGGUCGGUUGGAUUGUGUAAUGUUGAUUGUCUGAAGCAUGCAGCAUUAGAGGCUUGAGGUAGAAAGGUUGAGUGCUCCUACUUGGAUUGUAAUUUGUUUAGAGACUGAAAUGUUUGGUUGAUGGGAUGUUUGGAUGAAGGGAAUGAUUUUUCCCCCAUGGUUUUAUCAAAUGGUAAUAGGCUCACGUGCAGCCCCAUUCCUCAUGGGGUUCUUCUUUCUCUUCUGUUGUCUCCUCAAUCUGAUAUCUGAUAAAAUAAAUUGCUGCUUUGUUCUGUA